Messenger RNA from Morone saxatilis (striped sea-bass), 2188 nucleotides. RefSeq names its product asparaginase homolog (S. cerevisiae) (gene aspg). Lineage: Eukaryota; Metazoa; Chordata; Actinopteri; Moronidae. Gene Ontology annotation, molecular function: protein binding; asparaginase activity. The record is from RefSeq and is a predicted model, not a curated record. Gene Ontology annotation, biological process: amino acid metabolic process.
AUCAGCGUUUCAAGUUAGAGAAGAGGAAAAGUGAGGCACUGUAGGCUGCGCCAUGGAUGCACCGCUACAUUAAUUUAUAAAAACAAUCGCUCCACCCUCACUUUGCUGCAUCACAUGGUUUCGAUGGAAGCUGCUUUUCUGUAUAUAAGACCGGAGAAACGGUACGGUGCCUCAGGGUGCCCGCAGCACGUCAAGACCACCGUGUUUUGAACCGCUUUUAAAGGGGCAGCACCCGGCUCACUUCAUCACCUCACAAAUCAUCAUGGCGGACUCCAACCUAACACCCCUUUCUCGGGCUUUGUCUCGGACAUCAAUGGAGCUGCCAGAAGAGUUUUCGCGAAGUAUCAAUCCGCCCCGAAUGAGAAGGUUGCCGAGCUGCAAUUCGAUUGAGUGCGUUGACCCGGUGACUUCACCCUCCGCAGAGGCCCGUGUCCUGGUUAUCAACACCGGAGGAACUAUCGGGAUGACACUUCACGAUAACGUGCUUGCCCCAAAAGCAAAUGCGUUUGUGAAGCAAAUGCGCAAAUUGCCUGUCGUCCACGAUGAGCUGUAUGCCCAGCAGACUCGCCUGUAUGACUACUAUGGCUCCGAGAACACCCUGGUCCUCCCGAAGCCAACGCCCCAUUCUGACCGUCUAUUUCACGGGCUGAGUAAAGACAAUAAGAGGAUAAUCUACACUAUCUUAGAGUACAAGCCUUUGCUUGACUCCUCCAAUAUGACAACAGAUGACUGGGGUAGAAUUGGAAAGGACAUUGAGAAAAACUACGAAAACUAUGAUGGAUUUGUGAUCCUUCAUGGCACAGACACUAUGGCUUACACAGCCUCUGCCCUGUCUUUCAUGUGUGAACAUUUGGGCAAACCAAUCAUUCUCACCGGCUCACAGGUUCCUAUCUAUGAGAUGAGGAAUGAUGGCAGAGACAACCUGCUGGGGGCGCUGCUGAUUGCUGGCCAAUUUGUGAUUCCUGAGGUGUGUCUGUAUUUCUACAACAAACUCUACAGAGGGAAUCGUGUGACCAAGGUGGAUGCUGGGAGUUUCAAUGCGUUCUCCUCUCCUAACUUGGCUCCUCUGGCCACUGCUGAAGUGGAUAUUACAAUUAACUGGGAUACAGUGUGGAGGGCAAACACCACAGCAAAGUUUCAAGUCAGCACCGAGCUGAACAGGAACGUGGGCCUGCUCAGGCUGUUCCCAGGAAUCACUGCUGCUACUGUGAGGGCUUUCCUGCAGCCGCCCAUGGAGGGUGUGGUCCUGGAGACCUACGGCAGUGGAAAUGCCCCCGAUAACCGUCUUGACCUGUUGGAGGAGCUGAAGAAGGCCACUGACUCUGGUGUCAUCAUCAUCAACUGCACCCAGUGUCUGAGGGGGACUGUGUCUGCAUCUUACGCUACUGGCAAGGUGUUGAUUGAUGCAGGGCUGAUAGCUGGUGGAGACAUGACUCCAGAGGCGGCCCUGUCAAAGCUGUCCUACGUUUUAGCCAAGAAAGAUCUCGAUCUAGCUGCCAAGAAAAAGAUGAUGGCUCAGAACCUGCGAGGUGAGAUGAGUGCUGACUUGGCAGGAGCCAAACUGUGCCUGAGCGACAGCCGUUUCAUCCAGGUUAUCGCCAAGUCUCUGAGCAUCAGCUGCAAAGAGGAGCUGGAAGCCAUCCGCGAUGCCCUGACUCCUCCACUAGCAUGUGCUGCUGCUAAGAUCGGAGACAAAGAGGCGUUAGAAGCCAUAAGGGAAAUGGGCGGUAACUUGUUUCUGGGUGACUAUGAUGGACGUACACCCCUGCAUAUUGCCACCUGUGAGGGCCACUUCGAACUGGUGGAGUACCUACUGAAUCAUGGAGCUACAGUGUAUGCUAAAGAUCGCUAUGGGGACACACCCCUAAGCAACGCUGUACGCUUCAGGCACAAGGAGGUUGUGAAGCUGCUGAGAAAGACUGGAGCCCACUUUUCCAGAGACAAGUUGGAGGAAGCAGGAACAGAACUGUGCAGCCUGGCAGCCAGUGGUGACCUGGAGGGCCUGGAAAUCUGGAGCCUUGCCGGAGCUGAUCUGAAUGAAACGGGCUAUGACGGACAGACAGCAAUUCAAGUGGCCCAGGCUUGUGGCCAAAAGAAAGUGGUGGCCUUUUUAGUCCAACUCAUGAGCACAAGAUCCAAGACAGUAUUUGAUGGAUUUAAUGAGUAUGAUGAUGAUGAUGAUGAUAAG